CAACUGGGGUUUCCCCAUGUCACAACUUGGACUCUAAAACGUCUGUAUAAUUUCUAUCACGUGGCUAAUGACUCUUUUGCACAUGUUCAAAUUCUAAAUUGAAUGAUUGAUAAUGGGGAAUGUACGGAUGAACAGUGGUUUCCUAUUUCAUAACGAUAUGAAAGCCGACGGGGUGGACUAUAAAUAGACCGAAGAACACAGUGUAUAUAUAAGCAUACGAUUAUAAGAGUAGCCAUUGACAGAAGUGAUUAACAUGGCUAAAAACGAACAAGCAGACAACGGACAACCUGAUACAACUCAAGCUCUUUCGCAGAAUAUGAACACGAGAAGGAAAAUAUGUACAUUUUCCAAUGCAGGCGAAAACACUGAUAUUGAUGUUGAUGUUGACUACAAGUUAGAGAGGCCCCCCGGUCGAAAUAUAAACAUGGAUCUUGAUGUGGACUUCGGUAGCCUCAGUCUUAAAGAGAAUGAAAUGGAGACUUGUGAAUCUGGGGUAGAGGCGGGAAAACCGAUCAACACAUGUGUCCCACUUGACAGUGUCACUACAAACACCUGCCCCGGGUAUGUUUCUACAGAUGAAGGAUAUGAAAGCAAGUCAAUAUCUUUCACAGACAGAAUGCCCGUUCAGGAGACCGACAACAACACACUUGUGACAUCCGUGAGAUCGGUUGAUGUCGUUCAGGUGUAUCAUCAAGAUAAAGAUGGCGACACGGAUCUUCAUACUGGAAUCAUUCAAGGACAUAUAUCUCUUGUGUUGUUGUUUAUAUCAGCGGCGCCCAACAGUGAGUGGUUGAACAUUACAAACAUGCUUCAACAGACGCCCCUUCACUUGGCUGUUAUUACUCGUCAGGUGAAUAUCGUCCGGCGACUGAUGACGGCCGGAGCAAGAGUUGAUGUUACCGAUAUCCAUGGCAACACACCACUUCACAUUGCAUGUCGCGAGGGCUACCAGGAGAUCGUGGAGUGUCUUCUUCGACCUGUGUAUUAUGAGGAGACACUUCUGAACCAGCAUGAAAUUCCGUUCCAAAGGAUACCCCAGGACUUGGAGAAAAGGAACUUUGAUGGACAUACAUGUCUUCACCUGGCCGCCAUGUCGACACAUCUCAAAGUUCUUGAGCUUCUGUCAAAGAAAGCUAACAUCAAUGUCCGUGACGGCACCAGCGGCAGGACAGUUCUCCAUUACGCUUCUGAAACGGGAAACAGAAUUCUUCUUCACUUCCUGUUAUCACAGCGUCAUCUUGACAUUUGUUGCCGAACGUACGGGGGUCAGACUCCUCUUCGUCUUGCAGCAGGGAGGGGUUAUGGGGAUGUCGUUUCCAUCCUCCUCGCCAACGGUGCAGAUGUCACAGACAUAGACGGUUCCGAUCAGUCGGACGAAGAGGUGUUUGAUGAUUUUUGUAUCAAUGGACACAUAGUUGUUUUGUAAUAAUAGGACCGAAUGGAUAGAUGUGUAACACUAACAUAUGAAAACAUAUGUUCAGAGAUUCUGUUUUUAUAUCUUAAUCUAGUCAACAAGGUGAAAAGAUUCCAUUCCUAAAAGGCCUAUUCCUGACAAGGUGUAUGGAGAUAUUUGAUGCCGGUCAAUUGCCUGAUCGAUCAGUGUUUCAUGUUAACCAAAGUGCCAAAGAACAAUGUAUAACCCUUUUAUCUGUCAG
Haliotis rubra (blacklip abalone) is the source of this 1655-nucleotide messenger RNA. Its product is annotated as NF-kappa-B inhibitor cactus-like. NCBI's taxonomy places the organism in Eukaryota, Metazoa, Mollusca, Gastropoda, Lepetellida, Haliotidae. Gene Ontology annotation, molecular function: protein binding. The record is from RefSeq and is a predicted model, not a curated record.